This is a messenger RNA of Apodemus sylvaticus (European woodmouse), 2172 nucleotides long. RefSeq names its product ring finger protein 114 (gene Rnf114). The transcript has 6 exons. NCBI's taxonomy places the organism in Eukaryota, Metazoa, Chordata, Mammalia, Rodentia, Muridae. The coding region runs from base 39 to 728 and encodes 229 amino acids. Gene Ontology annotation, biological process: protein polyubiquitination; ubiquitin-dependent protein catabolic process. Gene Ontology annotation, molecular function: ubiquitin protein ligase activity. The record is from RefSeq and is a predicted model, not a curated record.
GCUCUUUCUCCCUCGGCGCGGCGCUCCUCAGCGGCAAGAUGGCGGCGGCGCAGCCGGAGUCCCGCGACGGAGCGGCGCAGUCGGCGAAGCCGGCGACCGAGACUGACCCCCUCAGCCGCUUCACGUGUCCCGUGUGCCUGGAAGUGUUCGAGAAGCCGGUGCAGGUGCCCUGCGGACACGUCUUUUGCUCUGCAUGCCUGCAGGAAUGUCUGAAGCCGAAGAAACCUGUCUGUGGGGUGUGUCGCAGCGCUCUGGCACCUGGCGUCCGAGCUGUGGAGCUCGAGCGGCAGAUCGAGAGCAUAGAGACUUCUUGCCAUGGCUGCCGUAAGAAUUUCAUCCUAUCUAAGAUCCGGGCCCACGUGGCUUCAUGUUCCAAAUACCAGAAUUAUAUCAUGGAAGGUGUGAAGGCCACCACCAAGGAUGCAUCCCUUCAGCCGAGAAACGUCCCAAACCGGUACACCUUUCCCUGUCCAUACUGUCCCGAGAAGAACUUCGAUCAGGAAGGGCUCGUGGAGCACUGCAAGCUCACUCACAGCACGGAUACCAAGUCUGUGGUCUGCCCCAUAUGCGCCUCGAUGCCCUGGGGAGACCCCAGCUACCGCAGCGCCAACUUCAUGGAGCACAUCCAGCGCCGCCACCGCUUCUCCUACGACACUUUUGUGGAUUAUGAUGUUGAUGAAGAUGACAUGAUAAACCAGGUGUUGCAACGCUCCAUCAUCGACCAGUGAGCCGGGUCCUGGCUGUCCACCUCACUCUAGAGCUUCCAUUAUGCAUUAGGUGUGAGCCCUGACUCUUGUACCUCACAUGCAAUGCAGAUCUGGAAUUGAGCCAUGGCACCAGACAGGGUCACUUCCUCGAGGGUCAUGGGGCGCUAGGGCAGAGAGAACCCCGUUUCCUCUGGGCUCUUGCCAGCAUUGUCUUCCCCACCCGUAACCUUGUUUGUCCUAUGGUCUGCUUCCACCGCACCUCAGCUACUGCCUGCUUUAAGAAGAGUCCAGCUUCUUCUCCCACGGUAUCUUACUCAUCCUAUUGUCCAGUGUUCAUCUCUCAGGUCCUCCCAGCCAGCCAGGACCUUCCCUGGGCUGUGAAUAGAAUAGCACAAUAAAGCAGGGCCUCCUUUUGUUGGCCUUGAGGUGCCUUGGUUCUGCAGUUUGCUGGGCCAGGUCUCUACUCUUCUCCUGGCUGAUGUCGCAGUCUGAUGGUGGAAGUUUUGGUUCCUGCAGUUUCCCCACACCUGCACAUCUGUACACCUGAUGGCUUUUGUCUUAAACGCCUGAAGGUGCCUUUUUAGGAUAACGUAUCACCAUAGAAUUGUAGUGAAAAUGUUGAGUAGCAAAGAUGGGGUGUGCUCAUCAGUAAGUAGGGAGGUGUAGGGGUGUGUGGCUUUUUGUUUAAUGGUGAUGAGUAUUCUCAGGUGGCUGGGUCCUGUGCCCUUCUGUUGAGUAUCUGCUGACAUUCUUUCUCUGAAGAGCGUAUUGGAGGGAGGCACCGACUGCUGUGUGCUGCUUGGUAACUCGAUGAACCUGAGCAGUAUUGCUGCCUCCCUGUGCAAGUAAAUGUUUUAAACCCUUUUGGUGUGGAGACAGAGGUGAAGCCAGGGGUCCUACCCCUGGGAAAUUAAGAGUCAGGCCCUGCGCAGUCGGUCGAGGGAGGUGGUGUGUCUGCUGGAGGCUUUCUUGAGCACAGCAGCUCUAAAAGCUGGGAACCCAGCACAUUUUACAAAGGACUAGGAAGAGCACCACCCCUCCAUUCCACAGAACAGACCCUCUGACAGACUCAGGCUUUGGGGUAAGUCUGCUUUCCAGUCAUACGGCUCCGAUCCAUCUGAGACUGCAUGCAGCAUUGUGCUUCUGACAUUACACCUCCACGGUGGUGCCUCUGCAUGCCAGGGCACAGCCACCUCAGAUGCCAGCAGGGCCGGACAGGAUCGGUUCCCAGCGUUACUGCUUCUUCACUGUACCCUCUGGAAAGGUUUGCUCAGGAGAUGUGUGGAGGGAGGUUCGACAAGACCUUGCCCUGAGGAACUGAGAAAGGCACAGCUGUGCCGCAGUGCAGCAGGGACCUCCUGUCCUGCAUCACACUCUGUUUCUAAUAUGACUUUCCAGAAAGUAUGUGUGGUUAUGUUCUGGCUUUUUGAAGGUGAAAUAUAAAUAAAUUUCAUAAUUUAUCCAA